ACUCUCACGCUGGAUCCGGAUGUCCUAGGCACUCAAAUCGACCGCUCUGUGUUUUCUGCAUGCAUAUGGGCUACAGAAGAGGAGCUUGACAUGAUUGUUCCAUGGGCGGAAAGGUGGACAGGUCCCUUGAGUCUUCUCGUCACGACUACGGCGUCCCGUGGCUCUCCUCGACACGGGGCUCUGCUGUCCAAUCUUGUAAAACUCCAGGCGAAGAACUCUGUGCUGCAGCAGACGCUCUCGGCGCACAUUCUACACCUUGGUCCCAGCAUGGAAGCUCGGCCGAACGCAUUCCUCAACCUAGCGCGCUUACUUUCGCCCAGUCCUCAAGCGGUGCUCUUUCCUGGCAACCUUUCCUAUACGCCUCCGAAGAAUCUUCACAAGAGCCUGAUGGCGCAGAAACCGUACUCGUCCUCAGCUAUGGCUGGUCAGAUCCCAAAUCGCAAGCCUGUCGUCCUCACUAUGCGCGAUCAUACCUCGUUCCCCUUUACGCCGCUGGCUCCUCUCGUUCUCUCUCGCGAUGACUCAACAUGGUGCACUGAGCGGUUCUUCUACAAUGUCUCGCGCUCUACGGACUGGGAGGAAUGUCUCUGGCAGGUCUGGCUCGAGAAUUUCGGCGAUCUUGAAGUUAAAGCGCUGCAAGGUUGGAUCCCCGCAUUACCAGACAGGCCCGAUGGUUGGCUAUCCGAGAACGCUGCAAUGAAAGUACACCGGAGGCUCUCGACCAAGUUCAGAAGCGAGACGUGCGCGCUUGCGGUUCGUAGAUUCACUGCGUUACAAGACUUAGGGAGCAACGUCGACAUGAAGAAGGCGCGGUGGCUUAAACGUGUUUGCCGAGGAUGGAGUUCCGCUUGA
Messenger RNA from Dichomitus squalens LYAD-421 SS1, 852 nucleotides. RefSeq lists its product as uncharacterized. The annotation marks the transcript as partial. NCBI's taxonomy places the organism in Eukaryota, Fungi, Basidiomycota, Agaricomycetes, Polyporales, Polyporaceae. The record is from RefSeq and is a predicted model, not a curated record. The transcript has 3 exons.